Messenger RNA from Lytechinus variegatus (green sea urchin), 2523 nucleotides. Its product is annotated as protein white-like. The record is from RefSeq and is a predicted model, not a curated record. Gene Ontology annotation, molecular function: ATP hydrolysis activity; ABC-type transporter activity; ATP binding. The transcript has 21 exons. NCBI's taxonomy places the organism in Eukaryota, Metazoa, Echinodermata, Echinoidea, Temnopleuroida, Toxopneustidae. Gene Ontology annotation, cellular component: plasma membrane. Bases 289 to 2286 code for a protein of 665 amino acids.
UUUUGCUGGUAGGCGAAAGGGCUCAGUUAUUUGGAAGGGCUCAUGGAGCUAACUGCGCACGCAAUUAGUAAAAAUUAAUGCCUCACUGGUUACGAUCAGGAUUUUUUUUCUUGGACGAUUUCUUCACUCAUGUUAUACGUGUUGCGGAUGGACCACUUGUACUUCUUUUUUCUGACCAGACCCCAGACCUCGAUCGGAUCAGAUCGCCUAUUUUGUGAAAUAAUUUUGGGACUCAUUUCAUCUGAUUGACGGAGGAACGUUGGGACAAUUUCUAGAACGUCUUCAGCAAUGGAACCAGAUAAUAUACCUCUCGUCAGCAACUUUGAAAAGCAGCAAAACAGAAGCAAGAUCAACGGUCGACAUGGCAACGGUACAAACGGAUACGGAGCAGCGAACGGCAAAGGGGAUAAGUAUAACGAGUUCCCCCCUGUGCUGUUAUCAUGGGAAGAUGUGGUGGUGAAGGGAGCAGCGAAAGUAGAGAAACAGAGUUGGCUUGGGAAGCGGAAGAAGAAAGGUGACCCGGAAGUUGGAAAAACUGUAAUGGAGACAAAAGAAAUACUCAGAAGAGUUACUGGUAUUGCUGAACCGGGAACUCUAACGGCCAUCAUGGGAGCAAGUGGUGCAGGUAAGACGACAUUGCUGAACACCCUCAACCUACGAAGCCGUGAAGGACUGGAAGUGUCAGGUAGUAUCUUGGUGAAUGGUCGUCCUCUUGGUCAUCAGAUGGCCCGUCUAUCAGCCUAUGUCCAGCAAGAUGAUCUCUUCCUCAGCAAUCUGACGGUCAAAGAACAUCUUUUAUUCCAAGCGCGAGUGAGAAUGGAUGGUGAAAUACCGAUGACGUCAAGAGUACAUCGAGUGGAUGAAGUAAUUCGCGCGCUUGGUUUGAGUAAAUGUUCGGAUACUGUGAUCGGAAACCCUGAUAGAGGAAUCAAAGGAAUAUCGGGAGGAGAGAGAAAACGACUCUCAUUCGCUUCAGAGGUUUUGACGAAUCCUUCCCUCAUGUUCUGUGACGAGCCGACGUCGGGUCUGGAUUCGUUCAUGGCUCAAAACGUCGUCGAGACCCUGCGCGAUCUCGCUUCCGAAGGUCGAACAAUCCUCUCCACCAUCCAUCAACCGUCUUCCGAGGUCUUCGCCAUGUUUGACAGAAUACUGUUAAUAGCUGAAGGGCGCACGGCUUUCAUUGGUACAACGAAGGAAGCAUUGCAAUUUUUCAGCGAAUUGGGUUAUGUUUGUCCAAAGAACUACAAUCCCGCAGAUUUCUUCAUUCAAACGCUAGCCAUUGUACCGGGAGAAGAAAACGAAUGCAAACGUAAAGUUGAGGCUAUUACCGACGCGUACAAUGUGUCAGAAAAAUCAAGGAAAAUACGCGCCAAGGUUCCACCUACCAUGACUAACGAGCUUCAAGCUCUCGAUGACGAAGUAGAAAAGUCACCUUACAAGGCGACUUGGUGGCAACAAUUUCGAGCAUGUAUGUGGAGAGCGUAUCAGAAUAAUAAGAGAGAACCUUUAAUGACCACAGUGAGAUUUACACAAACAGUGAUCAUUGCCCUCAUCCUCGGCUUGGUCUUUUUAAGACAGCAUAUCAAUCAAGAAGGAAUUCAGAACAUCAAUGGCUGUUUCUUCAUCCUCAUCACCAAUGCUGCAUUCAGUAACACCUUCGCUGCUGUUCAGAUUUUUCCUUUGGAAAUGGCGCUUAUCAAACGAGAGCACUUCAAUGGGAUGUAUCGAGUUGAUGCGGUCUUCUUAUCCAAAGUGCUUGUAGAGUUACCAUUCCAAUAUCUCUUUCUACCCGUCAUCUUCAUCACAAUACCAUACUGGCUUGUUGGUAUGUAUCCUCAUCUAUCGAAUUUCGUGAUCGCCUGUAUAAUUUCCAUUCUAGUAACAAAUUCAGCUGUUUCCUUUGGUUAUAUGCUGUCAGCUAUGAGCGGGACUGUAGCCAUCGCAUUGGCCAUAACUCCCCCGCUGCUUUUGCCCUUCAUGCUGUUUGGUGGUCUCUUCAUAAAUCUCGCAGAUAUUUCACCAUACAUUCGAUGGUUGUCACGGUUGUCUUGGUUCAGCUAUUCGUUUGAAGCAUUCCUCAUUAACCAGUGGGAAGAUAUAGACCAUAUUGCAUGCCCACUGAAUGAAAGCCUCCCGUGUAUAUCAAACGGCGAUUUAGUUCUGGAAACUUAUUCCUUUUCAAAGAGCGAUUUAGCAACCGAUUUCAUAGGUUUAUUUGGUCUGAUCAUCGGCUAUCGUUUGGCAUCUUAUAUCAUUCUUCUGUUCCGAUGCCGACGAAAGAAGUGAAGAGAACAUGGAAGAUUUUUUUAAACACUAAACUGGAUAAGUACUAGUUAUAUACUAGUUCAUGUUGAAUAUACCAGUUAAGUGCUGAUUGAAUACUAGUUAAAAUUAACUAAAUACUAUCUACAUAAUCAUAUUAGUUAAAAUACUAGUUAAAUACUAGUUAAAGGAAAAUUAAACCAUUGGAACACGAUAGCUUGUGUGAAAACAGAAAAAUCAAAGAAACAGAUCAACAAAAGU